GAAAAAAUUGAAACAUUUUCGUUUUCACCGAUAGCUACCUAAAUAAUACCGACGUAACAUAGCUGUAACAGAUCAGGGUCUACCAGUGAGUUUUGUUUUUUCUGUUGUCCUCUGUUUAUUUGUCGUGCAAUGCAUUCGCUUUCACGGGACAUUCAGACAUUUUCCAAGAAUAAUCUGAGAAAACAAUGCACCCGAGUGACAACAUUAGGUGGACGGCAGAUCGUGGAAACGUCAGACGGUUCGACCGUGGAAAUAAUCGACGCACAGCCAGGGAUGGGCUGCGGUUAUGUCCAAGACAACAGUUUGGAUUUACAAAUUGGUGUUAUAAAGCCGUAUUUACUACUCGGCUCACAAGAUGCGGCCCAUGACCAUGGCACUUUAAGGACAUUUAAGGUGUCACAUAUUUUGAAUGUUGCCUAUGGGGUUGAAAACGCCUUUCCUGAUCUGUUUGUUUAUAAAACAUUGAAUAUAUUGGAUGUACCAGAAACUCUAAUCACCUCAUAUUUCCAGGAAUGUUCACAAUUUGUAGACCAAGCCAAAGCGGAGAAAGGAGUGGUGCUUGUCCACUGCAAUGCUGGGGUCUCUAGGUCUGCUUCAAUAGUCAUUGGAUAUCUAAUGUCCAAGGAUGGGCUGGAUUUUGAAGAAGCGUUUGCCACUGUGAAAAGGGCAAGGCCCUCUAUUUGUCCUAAUCCAGGCUUCCUUCUACAUUUGAAAAAUUACAAACCACAAGAAGGCAUCAGUACCCCCACCCAUACCUGAACGGAGCUGAAAGUGGCGUUUACACCACAAGACUUUAACAUGCAAUAUUUAUUCCAACUUUUAUGAAUGUGUAAACAAGAACAGUACAGUCUUUUUUAAUUAACAUACUUGUCUGUAAAAGUUCAGGAUGCUCAUGCAGUUGCUUGGGUUCCUGGGCCAAGGAUGAAGUUGGUUAAAUCUAAACACCUUUAAUUGGUUCAGGUCAGGGAACCAUAGAGUAUUUUUGUACAUUAUAUUUUAUGAGGGAAAUGAAACUUUCAAAAUCCCUGGAGCCCAUUAACUCAACCAAACUAUUUUUUUUGGUUAGCUAAUGCCUGAAUAUGUGAUUACUCUAUUUGUUAACAACUUACAUAGGAAGUGUAUACUGUACCCCCCAGUGCCAAGUCUACUCAAUGUGGAAUUUACAGUGACAUGGGAAUUCGUUUUUUGAAUCAGUUUUUUAAGACAGUUUCCCAAACUUCCUUGGUCCAGGACUCUUAACUCCAUUACUGAUUGGUCUUUUAUUCUGUAUGUUCAUGUAUGGAAAUAAAAUGCUUGUAAAUUGUGUUAACAAUGUAGUAUUUCAUUUGACUGAUUAAAGUAUUGGUGUGAAAGAGUGUUUUAUGUAAGAGUUUCCCCCCUAUAAUUUCUUGCAUCUUAACCUGAUUGUGAUUGUGGGACAGGCAACUGUAAGUUCACAUGAAAAGUAAUGGCCUUUGGGAAUUCUCCCAGGGUGCAUUGCAUAUGCACGCAUCCCCUGUGGAUCGCUGUUGGUCUGUUUUGGAGACUUGCGUGGAAAGUGCAAGAGACCAGCUUCACUGAUGCAAUAUUAUUAUGAUGAAAACAACUGUUCUGGGGAAUUAUGUGCUAUCUGAAGGGAAAGCAUUUGUUAUUGUUUUCACUGAUUAAAAUGUGAUUAACAUUUGGAACUAUG
Messenger RNA from Conger conger (European conger), 1672 nucleotides. RefSeq names its product dual specificity protein phosphatase 19-like. Lineage: Eukaryota; Metazoa; Chordata; Actinopteri; Anguilliformes; Congridae. Gene Ontology annotation, molecular function: JUN kinase phosphatase activity. Gene Ontology annotation, cellular component: cytoplasm. The transcript has 4 exons. Gene Ontology annotation, biological process: protein dephosphorylation; regulation of MAP kinase activity. The record is from RefSeq and is a predicted model, not a curated record. Bases 130 to 759 code for a protein of 209 amino acids.